AGGGACGAGCUAUGGUUUAUUGAAUUUGGACGUGGUGCUGCAUUACCAUUAACACCAGAUGAACAACCAAUUAUAAAUGAUGGUGAUACAAUAAUAAUACCAUGUGCACAAGGACGUAUUGUUAUUGAAACAGCACAUCCAGCACCACCACAUUUUGCAACAUGUUCAACAUACAGACAUCAUACACUUGUUGUUUGUGAUUCAACAAAUAUUAUACAAAAACAAUUACAAUUACAAUUACAACAACAAAAUAAACAACAAUCAUUAUCACCACCACAAUCAUUGUCAUCACCAUCACCACUCCAACAACAACAAAAUUCAACAUUUAUAGAUUCAUCAUCAUUAAAUAAUAUUAAUCAACAAUCAUGUCUUGGUGCUGUAUCAAAAAAAUUAUAUCAACGUCAAUAUACAAUAAAUAAUAAUAAUAAUAAUAAUACAUCAUUAAGACCAGAAGAACUUGAUAUAACACCAUUUUAUUUUGAUGAUAAUGAUGCAAUAAUAAAUGAUGAUAAUUACUAUUAUGAUAAAUGCUCGAAUCCCUCAUCAUCAAAAAAUAAUUAUAAUUAUAAUGAUAAUAAUAUAACACGACGACCAAAUAUAUAUUCAAUAAUAAAAGACGAUAGUGGUGAUAGUGAUAUUAUACAACAACAACAUACACAAACAAAAUUACCAAGAAAAGCAUAUAUGGAUUUAAAUGAUGCAAUUGCAUUACUCGAUGAAACAUGUCCAAAUCCAGAUGCAAGUCCUUCAUUGAUAACUAAAAAACAACACGAGUUAUUAAAUACACGUAAUAAACGUGCACGUUCAAAAAGUAGUGAUAAUAGUAAAAAUUUAAGUUGUGAAAAAAUAAAUGAUAAUAAAAAACGUCCAUUUUUACGUAAAAUUGGUAUAUCAAAAACUGAAGAUAGACCAUUUUUAUUAUCAAAAUUAACACCACGUAUUAUUGGUAAACCAUAUUUAGAAAAAAUUGGUCCAAGUAAAGCUGUUGAAAGGCCAUUUUUAGAUAAAAUUGGUCCAUCAAGAACACUUGAUAAAUUUACAUUUGAAGCACUUAAAGAAUUACCAAGAUCAAUGAUUAGAAGAACACAUACAACUGUUGAAACAUCAACAAUACAAAGAACUAAAAGUGAUUAUCCAAAAGAUAAUAAUGUAUUAGUUGUUGAAGAAGCUGAAGAACCUGAAACAUCAUCAUUACCAUCAUUACAUAAUAAUACUAAUAAUUAUCAUCAACAUCAUCAUCACAGUGGUGGUGGUGGUAUUGAAAGAAAACGUAGUGGUAAAGGACUUUUAUUAAAAAUGUAUUCAUUUGAUUCAGAUGAUUUAAAUGAUGUUCCAUCAACGUCAAUGAAAAUAAAUCAAUCAUCACUUGAUAAAACAAAUGAAGAAAAUGAAAAUCAAGAUGAAAAUAAACAAGUAGAAAUUGUAAAUGAAUUACAACAAGAAGAAAUUGAAUAUAUAGAAAAAGAAGAAGAAGAAAUAAUUAGUCCAAAAUCAUUACCACAAAUAAAUAAUCAAUUUAAACCAGAACUUGUUAAAUGUCGUGUUACAACAAGUGAAGAAAUAAUAUCUGGUAGUAGUGGAAAUAUUGAAAUAUCACGAGAAACAAGUAGUUGGUCAAAUACACCAAAAUUACAAAUGAAAAAAUUAACAACAACAACAAAAACAACAUUUAAAAAAUCAAAUAAUGAAAAUAGUGAUGAUGAAAGUAUACCAAAUUCACCAACCAAAAGAAGAAUAUCAAAAGUAUCACCAGAGCCACAAUUACCAAUACGUAUUAUACCAGUUAAAACAAAAAAUUCAUCAUUACCACGGGACAUUGAUUUAUCACCUAAAAAAACACGUCGUCAAGAAUCAGAUGAAAAAAUUGAUGAUAAAUUAAAAUUCAAUGAAUUAAAAUAUAUUGAUGAUAAUAAUAGAAUUGGUAGUGGUGAAUUAAUACAAUUGAGUUUUUGUAAAAAAAAAUUUAAUGAUAAUAUUGAAAAAUUUGGUGGUAGUAAUUUUAAAAAUUCAAUAACACGUAGACAAAUAUCAGAGGAUAUACUUGAUAAAACUGAAUUAGUUAAAACAAAUACAUAUUGUAAAUAUAUUGAUGAUAGAAUGGGUAUAUCAUCUGAUAAUUUACAAUAUUCACGUGAAACAAUUGUUGAAUCAGCACCAUCAGCAUCAUCACUUGGUUAUCAAAGUGGUGAUUCAUCAUUUACAAGUUAUCGUUCAUCAAAUAAUAGUCAAGAUAUGUUACGUUGUACAUUUAAAUUAUUACAAAAUAAAUAUGAAUUACAAGAUGUACCAGCUGAAAGUUAUGCUGCAUUUAAAUUAAGAACACGUGGUAAUUAUCAUUCACUUGAUAGAUAUAAUUAUUUUAAUAAAACUACAACAACAACAACAACAACAACAACAACUGUUGAUGAUUCAACAUCAAUUAAUAAACAAAAUAAUGAUCAAGAUCAAGAUGAUGAUGAUGAUGACGAUGAUGAUAAACCAAAAGUAUCACAUGAAUCACGUUUAACUGAAACAAUUAUUGAUAAAAAUAUGAAAAGAAGUGGUACAAUUAAAUCAGUAUUAAGAAAACAAAAUAAAAUUGAUAUACGAGAUGAUGAACAUGAUAAUAUAACAUCAUCAUCAUCAUCAUCAACAAUUAAAAAUGAUAACAAUAAAAAAUUAAUACACGAACCAUCACAAGAAACAAUGGAAUUAUUGACUGAAUUAAAAAAAGUAAAAAGUUUAUUGAAAACACCAUCAGAAGAAAAAUGUGAUUGGAGCUGUGAUGGAAUAAUAAAAGUACGUAUACCAAAAAAAAUAUCAUUAUCUGAUAAAGAAUUUUGUUUAUCAGUUGAACGUGAAAAUAGCAUAAGACGUGUUACAAGUGUUAAAUUAAUAAAAGAUAAUUGUAAAAAAAUUGAAGAAAUUAUAAAUGAUAAUAGUGAUAAUAUAAUUAUAAAAAAUGAUGAUGUUGAUGUUGAUGUUAAUGUUGAAACUAAUAAAUCACAUGGUUCAUCAUUAUUUGAAAAAAAAUGUUUAUCACUUGAUUAUGCUGAUGAUGUUAAAUCAAUAAAACCAGAUCCACGUGCAAUAUCACUUGCAUCAGAAAGAACAACACCAAAAUCAGAUGAUGAUGAGACUGAUGGCUCAUCUGGCUCUUGUUUAUUGUGUGAAUCAAAAAGUUGUUUAUCUGAUGUAUUUAUACAAUCACCAUGUGAAAAAAAUGCUGAUGAAUUAACUAAUAAUAAAAUUGAUAUUAUUAAAAAAAAUAAUAUUGAUAAUGGUAAUAAAUUAUUGGAUAUUGAUAUUGCUAUUCCAAUUGAUAUUAAAAGAUCAAUUAGUCCAAGAAGACGUUUUAAUAUACAAGGAAGAACAAGUGAUGUUUAUGAAAUAAUAUCACCAAGAACAACACCAUUUAGAAUGAAAAAACGUCUUGGUAGAAUAUCCGUUGAAGAAAGUGUUAAACAAGAAAGUUUUACACUUGAUGAUAAAGUUGAUUGUAGAACAAUUACAAUACAUAAAAAAACAAAGUGUUUUCCAUUGUAACCAACGUUAUUGAGUCUACGUUUUAUUGGUAAUUAUUUUUUUUCAUUUUCUUUUUUUUUUUUUUUACUAUUUUUCUUUAGGUAUUUCGAUAGCCAAUAUAACGUGGGCUCUUCUUGGACCAUUUUUUGUAUUUUCUUAUAAAUAUAAAACAACAUCAACAUUUAUUUCAUUAUUUAAAAAUUUAUAAAUAAAUAAUUAUUCAAAUAUUUUUAUUACAAAAUAAAAAAGCAAAGAAAUUGAUUUUAUAUUUAUUUUUUUUUUCUUCUUUUUUCAUUGGAAUUUUAAAUAAAAUUUUUACUGUCAAAUAAUUUUUUUAAAUUGUAACAAAUUUAUAAAAUAUUUAUUACAAUUUUUAUGUAACAUACAAGUGUGUGUGUCUGUGUGUGUAUGUGUGUGAUUAUUUUUUUAAAUUUCUUAAUUUUUUUGGGAUUAAAAAUACUGUGGAUAUUUGAGGUGAGAUAAAAUAGAAAUAAAAAAAAAAAAAGGGAAAUAACGAUCAAUGCUAGUCGUAUAUCGUUAAAUGAGAAUAAUUUUUAUUCCAAGAUGAAAAUGCCUUGAGGGAGAAAAACGUAUUGAUCGUUUUUAUUUUAUUCUCAUGGGAAAUUUUACGUCCAUUCAGUCAUAUAUUUUUAUUAUAAACAAUUAUAUUUAUUUAGCUGGAAAAAAAACUAAUUCAUUCAUUCAAAAAUGCUAGUUUUUUCAUGAAAAAAAAAUAAUGCACAAAACUUAGUAAAUAACAAACGAAAAAUAAUUAAUAAAUUGAUUGAAAAUAGUAGAAAUGAAAUUUCAUUAUUCAUUAUAAAUUCAUUGAAAUAUAAAUUUAAUAAUUAACUGAAUUAAAAAAAAAUCCAGCUGAUGGAUUUAAUGGAGAAUAAAAAAAUAGUCCAAUGAUUUUUUUUUUCAAUGUUAAAAAACCUACAAAUAAUAAAAUACUAAAUCUACAAUUAUAUUACUAUUAAUAUUUAAUUAGUAAAAUUAUAAAUAAAUUAAAUAUUUAGGAAAGAUUAAUAAAAAUGGAAACGAACAUCGUGAAGUUUUUUUUGCGAGCAGUGCCUUGUUUAUAGAUAAAAAAAAAUAUAUGUAUUUAAUGAAAAUAAAUAUGUGAAAAUUAAAUAAUAUAAAAAAAUCUAUUAUUGAAAAAUUCCGACAGCGGGCCGGAUUUUAUGAAAGGGUCCACAAGAGAAUUGCAACCUUGAAAAAUAAAUUUUACAAAUUAAAUUAACUGUCUCCAUCCAAAAAAUAUGAAAAAAAAAAUUUUUUAAUUUUAAAAAUAGUUUAAAAAUCAUGCUCUUUCAUUUUUCUACAAGCAAAUAAAUAAAUUGAUUAAUAUAAUAAAUAUUCAAAUAACUAUAAGUAAAUGUAAUUAAAUUUAUUUAUUUUUGCUAUUAUUUUAAUUUUUUUUCUUAACGAGGUUGCAAACUCCCACGCAGUUGCGUCUGCCUGCCAAGCCUUUUUUCCAUUUGGAGAGGCACGUGAUGUUUAAAAACACUCUAAAAACAUAAAAAAAAAAAAUAUAUAUAUAUAAUAAAAAUAUUAAUAAUUAAUAAUGAAUAUAUAUAUUGUAAUAUUAUUGUAAUAAUUUUUCUUGUAAUUUGUCUAAAUGUCUAGAAACAUGAGAAAACGAUAAUUAUUCUCAAAUUAAAAUACGCAGAAAGUAAUAUUAAAAGUAAAAAAACUCAAAAAAAAAAAAAAAAAUUAGAUAGUAUAUAAAUAGUUGAAUAUAUUAAGAAUAAACAUAGAAUAAUAAUGAUAUUAAUAGCAAUUAAUAAAAAAUAAUUAAAAAAAAAAAACAAAAAAAAAAUAUAGUAUAUUGUUGCAUUGAUCGAAUAUUUGUACGUAUUUGUUAAAUAUUUAGAUAAUAAGUAAAAAAAAAAACACUUUGUGUAAAUAAUUAUACAAAUAAAAAUAAUUUGAAAAAAAAAUAUAAUAAAAAGGUAAAUUAAUAAAGAUUUAAAAUUAUUUAUGUGCCAAUUAACAUUUAUUUUGAAAAAUAAAAAAAAAUAUAUAUUAAAUUUAAAAUAAAUAACAGAGGUAAAAAAUUAUUUAUCGAAUUAUAAAAUAUGCGUGGGUUUUAUUACAAAAUAAAACAAAAGGUAAAUUUUACGUAGCAUAUAUAUUUUCCAAUUAAAAUAAUAUAUUAUGUCACGAGAUUAAAAAUAAACAAGCUAAAUUUUAUAGUAAAUUUUUCAUUUGUCAACAGAUUUUUAUUGAAAAAUUCAAAAAAAAUAAAUAAAAUAUUAUAUUACAGAGUUAAUUUAGGACAUUGGUAUGAAAUAAUGAUUAAUUGAAUUAUUGAUAAAUUUAAAAUUGAAUAUGAAUAUUUUAAAAGCUACAAAAAUGAAAAAAAAUAAUUUUAAAAAUUAUCCAAAAUGUGUACGGUUAUUUUUUCGAAAUUUUAUCUCGAUAAUUUCGUUGGUAAAUAUUUUAUUUUUAUUUUCUUUUCUUAUCUUUGAUAAAUGGCUUAUACCGGAACAAACAAUAAGAUAACUGGCCAAAAAAAAAAAAAAAAAAAAAAACAGGGUUUAAAAGUUUUAUCUUGUAUAUUUAUUGAGAAAUUAUUUAUGAUUUAUUUUGCCAAUUACGGCAGACAUCCGUCCAUCAUUUUGGCAAUAUAUUAUUACUGACCACAAUAUAUUUUUAAAAACUGUAAAAAAAGAAAAUUUAUAUCAUGAAAAUUGAGUUAAAUUAAAGUACACACUUCAGUGUAAUUAGGAAAUUUAUUUUCAUGCUAGCGAGAUUUUAUGUUUUGCAUAA
Aphidius gifuensis is the source of this 6279-nucleotide messenger RNA. RefSeq lists its product as uncharacterized. The annotation marks the transcript as partial. Lineage: Eukaryota; Metazoa; Arthropoda; Insecta; Hymenoptera; Braconidae. The transcript has a single exon. The record is from RefSeq and is a predicted model, not a curated record.